AUGAUUUUUUUAUAUGAAUCAGUUAGACAUGAUAUUAUAGCUGCUAAGCUACAUAUAAGCAAAGGCAUACGUAUUUAUAUUGAACUUAUAUUUAUUAGCUUGAACAAACUCAAAUACUAUGCUACUAAGAGAGUAGAGAUUUUUAAUACAACUUAUUAUAAAUAUAUCCUUACUAAUACAAGAAGGUUUUUUCUCUUAGUUAAAAUCGGAAAUAUCCCUUUAGGAGAUAAAGACUUUAUUUUUGAUAAAAUAAAAGAAGCUUUUGAAGAUAUUAGCCAGAUUGCUUCUAAUAAACUAUUAUUAAUUAAAGGUACUUUAUACUUAACUAAUCAGUAG
Messenger RNA from Scutellospora calospora, 336 nucleotides. The record is from the annotation of a GenBank genome assembly. NCBI's taxonomy places the organism in Eukaryota, Fungi, Glomeromycota, Glomeromycetes, Diversisporales, Gigasporaceae.